AUGGAGCCCCGGCGGCCACCAGAGUACCACCUCGAGAUCGCCGCUGAUAGACAGAGCAUAAGAGAUGUCGUGAAAGGCAUCCUCCACACCAUCUUCUUCCAUCGCUACUUCACACCUCUCAUUCCCUCCACGCACGAGAUCCUCGACCAAACCCUCCCCUACGUCUCCUCCGAAGAGGUAGAGUCCCUGAUUCUCAAACAAACACAGCUCCUCCUCCGCCACCUUGACGCCGCAUCAAGCAGCAGUGGCGCUCAAACCUCCCCCACCUCCAGACCUAGAGGCCAGCUCGUAGUCCAAUUCCUCGAAAAGAAACGUCGCAAGGGAUGGUUCGUCGCCAAAGCAGAUGAGGAAACAGUCUGGGAGAACUGGGUGAUAGACGUGACCCUGACGACUGCGAGAAGUGAGCCCGAAGCGGUCAGGAAUCGGAGGUUGAUGGAGAGAGGGUUGGAGAAGGCGGCGAUGAAGAUUGUGGGAAUUGUGAAUAGGGAGAGGGGACACAUUCCGCCGAUUACGACGAAUGAGAGUAAUCCGUUCCCAUAUAAUAUACUGGUGAACCCGAAGGAGGGGGGGUGGGGAAAGGGCAUGGGCAUAUUCUGA
This is a messenger RNA of Fulvia fulva, 597 nucleotides long. RefSeq lists its product as uncharacterized. Gene Ontology annotation, biological process: autophagy; autophagosome assembly. Bases 1 to 597 code for a protein of 198 amino acids. The transcript is spliced from 2 exons. The record is from RefSeq and is a predicted model, not a curated record. NCBI's taxonomy places the organism in Eukaryota, Fungi, Ascomycota, Dothideomycetes, Mycosphaerellales, Mycosphaerellaceae. Gene Ontology annotation, cellular component: phagophore assembly site.